CUGCUGCGCCCGCCGGAAGAGAUCCCGGCGCCGAGACCUGUCCGCGUCUCCCAGGCCCUUCCGCGUCUCCCAGGCCCUUCCGCGUCUCCCAGGCCCUUUCGCGUCUCCCAGGCCCUUCCGCGCCGCCCAGGCCCCUCCGCGCCGCCGAGACCCGACCCCAGCGCCCAGGCCCUUCCUCCCCGCCCGCCAUCGCGCACUCCGCCCGCCCGCCCGCCGCGCCAUGACGGACCGCUACACUAUCCACAGCCAGCUGGAACACCUGCAGUCCAAGUACAUCGGCACGGGGCACGCCGACACCACCAAGUGGGAGUGGCUGGUGAACCAGCACCGGGACUCGUACUGCUCCUACAUGGGCCACUUCGACCUGCUCAACUACUUCGCCAUCGCCGAGAACGAGAGCAAGGCGCGCGUCCGCUUCAACCUGAUGGAGAAGAUGCUGCAGCCCUGCGGGCCGCCCGCCGACAAGCCCGACGAGUCCUGACCUCCGUCCUCCUGGUCCCGGCCCUCUCUCCUGUGUGGUUCCCGCCAAGGACUGACCGGGAGAAGUCUCGCAAAAUGCCUGCUUCUGGACUCUGACUGUGCGGUCGUUCGCAUUUUCUCAAGUGGAAAAUAAUAAAGCUUACUGGGCAUUCCUAAUGUUUGGUUUUGUAGUCUCCUUGUAAGAGCUUUUUGUUCCCAAAGGAGUGCUGGUACUCGGUAUUUAGCGUUUCGUUGCAACCAUCCGAGGUGCGAGUCUCGGAUACUCCCACACAGCAUUUUCCUGGCAUGAUGGAUUGAUGCUUGCUUGCAAAACUCAGUUUUUAGGGGAGAGAGAGGAAGUUUGUUGGUACUCAAGGGGUUUGAUUUCUCGGUACCAUUAUUGUGUGUAAUGGUUUGUGGUAUAGCAUAAGUCAGUUCCUCUAGUACUUUAAAACUCCAAAUUGGUAUUUCUUUAAACACCGUUUUCUUGCUUCAUCUUUCUUGUACUUUAGAAUUUUUCAAACCUUGAUUCUUUUUGAUGCAACUUUGCUACAUUUUUUCCCCCUAAUGCUUUCUAGUAACCUAGCAUUUUAAUUUUUUCUGCAUUACAUCAAGCAAAGACAUUAAUACUGGGCUGGCCUGUGUUAAUAUGGAAUAAGAAUAUAAGGGUUAGUCCCUUUAGAAGUAAAACGGUUUGACAUGAUGCAGUCUUAGAUCAGAUUGCAUACUGAACUGAUGUUGAUUCAGAUUUGUCUUUUAAAAUAGGCAUUUUGUUCACUUACAGUUAAAAUAAAUUUUGAGUUCCAAUGGAUGGAAAGGCCUCAGACCAAAACUGUGAGAUAUGUUGCUUGGAGAAAUAAAAUGCUCUCAUUUCUGA
Messenger RNA from Corvus hawaiiensis (hawaiian crow), 1336 nucleotides. RefSeq names its product splicing factor 3b subunit 5 (gene SF3B5). The coding region runs from base 221 to 481 and encodes 86 amino acids. The record is from RefSeq and is a predicted model, not a curated record. Gene Ontology annotation, biological process: mRNA splicing, via spliceosome. Lineage: Eukaryota; Metazoa; Chordata; Aves; Passeriformes; Corvidae. Gene Ontology annotation, cellular component: precatalytic spliceosome; U2 snRNP. The transcript has a single exon.